Messenger RNA from Aspergillus thermomutatus, 348 nucleotides. RefSeq lists its product as uncharacterized. The transcript has 2 exons. The record is from RefSeq and is a predicted model, not a curated record. NCBI's taxonomy places the organism in Eukaryota, Fungi, Ascomycota, Eurotiomycetes, Eurotiales, Aspergillaceae. Bases 1 to 348 code for a protein of 115 amino acids.
AUGGCAGCGAACACGCGCGGGUUCUUCACCGACUUCCCAGACUUCAAGCCCAACCCGGACGCCCCAGUGAGCGAUGAGUUCAACCGUCUAGCAAGCCAAAGAAAAUGGAAGACGGGCUCGAAAACCUGGCGCAAGAUGUGGAACCGAUGCAUGGCCCUGGAGUACGAUAGGCUGCUUGGACAGAAUCUCAGCGGACUUCAGAGCUGGCAGCAAUUGUGCGAGGAGCUGGACCUGACAGGGCCGUUCACGUCUAUCACGCAAUGCAAGAAGGCUUUGUCAAAGGUAUAUGUCAAUAUCGUGGAUCUUCUCGAUAGGAAAACUGGUUCAGCCAAUAUCAAACGAUUUUGA